AUCUCUACCUCUGAUGCAAUAUUCCGAGGGAGUGUUAUUGCUGAAACACCGCCGGAAGCACGUUUUCUUCGUGUGUGUUGUGAGUGACACAGUGAAUGCACAGCUAGUACAAGCAUGCUGUAAAAGGAUAGCGAGAAAUUACCUGUUUUAGUCACUAGAUAAAACACUUUCAUCGGGGGAAAUGGCCUCUCAAACACAGAAUGAACCCGACGAUGAUUGUAUGGACGAGUUCAUGGAUAAAUUCACCACACAGAAGUACAAAGGAGGGUUUAAUGAGAAGACCUGGGAGGAGGAGUUUGAGAAGGUCCCCAUGUUCAUGAAGAAACCUCCAGAGGACAUUGACCCAGUGAAGAAUCCAGAGCUUGCCUGUCUGCAGUCCAUCAUUUUCAGCGAUGAUACACCCCUAGAAGAGCAAGCCACGACCUACAAAAACGAGGGGAACGACUAUUUCAAGGAGAAGAAGUACAAGAAGGCCAUCGCUUCCUACUCCGAAGGGCUGAAGAAGAAGUGUGGAGACACAGAGCUGAAUGCAGUCCUCCACACCAACCGAGCGGCCGCACAUUUUCACCUGGGUAACUUUCGUUCUGCAUUGAAUGAUGCAUUAGCAGCAAAGAAGCUAAAGCCAGACCACCUAAAAGCCAUAAUCCGAGGUGCUUUGUGCCUCGUCGAACUAAAAAAAUACAGCGAAGCAAUCUCCUGGUGCGACGAAGGGCUGAGAGCUGAUCCCAAAGAGAAGAAGCUUCUGGAGCUCAGACUGCAAGCUGACCAGCUAAGAAGAACUUGGGAACGAGACACCAGGAAAUCAAAACUGAAAGAGAAAAAGAAGCAAUGUGAGAAAGCAGCCUUGCUGAAAGCAAUCAAAGAUCGAAAGAUCAAGCUGUUCACCCCAGCUAAGCCCCGGAGACGCAGCUCCGAUGACGAGGAGGAUGAAGAGGGAGUGUCUGGAGCGCUGGCGGAGCUCUCUCUCGAUGGGAUCAGCUCGGAGAACGCCACGGGAGCCAGCGUGUUUCUGGAUGAGAGCGGCAAUAUGAACUGGCCUGUGCUCUUCAUGUACCCGGAAUGCAGGCAAACAGACUUCAUCUCCGCCUUUCAUGAAGGAGCAAGAUUCCUGGAUCAUUUAACAGUGAUGUUCGGUCAAGAGCUUCCCCCGUGGGAUACAGAGAGGAAAUAUCGCCCGCAGGACCUGCAGCUGUAUUUUGAAGAUGAGGAGAGAGAAGAGGUUUACCAGGUUAACCCAGAGCACACACUACUGGAAGUUCUGAAGCAUGACAGGUAUUUCGUCAAAGCGGGCACUGCCAACUUUAUAAUACUGGUGAAAGGUUCCUCUUUCUGCAAGGAUUUCCUGUCUGAUAAGAAAGUGCAUCGGCUGAAACGAACCACAUAAUAAAGGAAACCUGUUUACCUGAAGCGAGGAGCAGCCGAGGAGAAAGGGGUUUAUAAAGAAGAAGAGAUCUCCAUCGUGUUAAAUUGCACGACGUUCAUCAGCCUGUCUCAGGUGAACGCAGGACUCAAGUGGCUUUCUGAAAAUCCUUGUGAAACCGCACCGAGCUGAUGCCCUUUGUCUUCCUGUUCAGCGGUCAUACAGCAGCUGCAAGUCGUUCAAGGACAAUAUUAACAUUGAACUGGCAUAAAGAGGCUUCAAUUUAAACCCAUGGGCGUCUAGUUUGUUGGCACCCAGUAGGUGAACCCUGAUUAUGUCCUUGGAUUUUAGACCCCAUCCUGUUAUCUGCAAGACUAAAUAUACUGUACCCUGCGCUUGAGUACCUGGACUGCAUUUAUAAAAUCAUUUCAGUCAAGCUCGUCAUUGUGGCGUUCUUAAAGCUGCAUUGUUCCACACAGUCACGUUCAAUUUGAAAAGCUGCUGCUGUCAACAGCAGAAUGAUCUAAACCAGGAGACGAGAUUGAGAAGCAGGCCAGCUUUCUCCCCCCAAAUUGUUGGGUUUUGUGUGACGAAUUUUACUAACCUUGUCUGUUUUAUUUACUUGAUUUAAUCUGUACAAUAAUCACACUGAAUUCCAAAGUCUGUCUGCCCAAACAAAUCGUCUCUUGAAUAGACAACGUCAAGAAACUGUUACAGCUUACUGUAAAUAUCAGAAGCCCCACUGGCAGUCAUUUCCAAGUACAGUAGAGUAUUCGUUCUAUCUGUACAAUAAUCCCGUGCUUCAACUACCACUUUACAAGGGGUUUGUGUUUAACAAAAAAUCAAAGCAAAAAACUGGCAGUUGCUCCGUUUCUAAUCGUGAAUUAUUGUUUUUAAUGGCAUUUUAUCAUUUAUCUCAAUUUAAACUUAAAUAAUGCACACUUCUUUUAUAACAAUUGGAUUCGAUGGGUGUACAAAUAUACAUUUUCAAACAGAUAAUUUAUGAAAAGCCUCAUCAUUUAAAUGUUUUAGGUCUAUUGCAGCACCAUUUAAACACCGCUAUAAUGUGCAAACAUGCUUUCACAGUAUGUGUUAUAUCAUGAUGUUAAAUACACACUUAUCAGACCUUUGUUUUGGGUGGUGCUGUCAACAAGAAGAAACAGGUCCUCUAGCGUCCUGAUUCAGGGUCAGAAGUAAUGGAAGUAAACUAAACAAGCAAGAAACCAAGAGGUCUUGAGCACAAGCAAAGGCAUGUCUAGUGAUCAUGUUGAUAGUUAAUAAGAAAAUGCAUUUUAAAGCCUUGGUUAUCACCCCUUUAAAACGCAAUUGAUUCUGAUAUGUUUUUCCUGAAUAAAAUAUUUCAAGAUGC
This is a messenger RNA of Acipenser ruthenus (sterlet), 2729 nucleotides long. It is a transcript of the gene ttc4, whose product is annotated as tetratricopeptide repeat domain 4. Gene Ontology annotation, molecular function: Hsp90 protein binding. Bases 182 to 1384 code for a protein of 400 amino acids. The transcript is spliced from 10 exons. Lineage: Eukaryota; Metazoa; Chordata; Actinopteri; Acipenseriformes; Acipenseridae. The record is from RefSeq and is a predicted model, not a curated record.